This is a messenger RNA of Bursaphelenchus okinawaensis, 1777 nucleotides long. NCBI's taxonomy places the organism in Eukaryota, Metazoa, Nematoda, Chromadorea, Rhabditida, Aphelenchoididae. The record is from the annotation of a GenBank genome assembly.
AUGCUUUACCAGUCGGUUUUUUUCUUAUUUACCCCUCCCAUAUACUCCCAUAUAUGCGCUACCUAUACUCAACCUCACAUUAACGGACUGAUCAAUUAUAAGGCGAUACCACAGCUGGUUGGCUACAAAGCCCACUGUACCACAUGCUAUUCGAUUAAACAUGCUAAUGAGUACGAAUUUGGAUGCAUGGAUCCCGUGGCUGAAGUAAGAAUAUCUCAAAAGAAAACGUUACUGUAAGUGUUUUUAUUAUACUGUAGGUUAAACUAGCCAGAGCCCUAGCCCUAGCCCAGAUCCCUAGUCCAGAGCCCUAGCCUAGAGCUCUAGCCAAAUCCCUAGCUCAGAGCACUAGCUCAGAGCUCCAGCCUAAGCCCUAGCCCAGAGCACUAUCCCAGAGCCUUAGCCCAGAACCGUAGCCCAGAGUCCUAGUCCAGAGCCCUAGCCCAGAAUCCUAGUCCAGAGCCCUAGUCCAGAACUCUAGUUCAGAGUCCUAGCCCUAGUCCAGAGCCUUAGCCUAACCGUUAUCCUUAGCUAUAUCCUUGUUAGUAGUACUCAUACCUAAACAUCCACUAUAUUUUCAGUUCAAUGUGUAAAAAUCAAUCGACGGAGAUCACUUGUAGACAAGGUGUGUGUUGUUGUUCCAACCUUGACUGUUACGAUAGAUUCAGGAUGUUUCAUUCCCUGACAGAGAAGAACAAGUUACAGGAUAUAAUCGACCAAAUCGCUAUGGAUUCUUGUUACCUAUUUUCGAAGAAAAAAGGAAUUGGCAUGAAAAAUGACAAAAGAAAGGAAAAGGUUAUCCUCCAUGAUUAUAUCGUAAGUUUUACUGUAAUCUUAUAGUGCGAGUACCGUAUGGGUGAUAGUAAAAUUAUGGUAGGGUUGCAGUAAGACAAAAAUCUGAUUUUUUAAUAGAGCAAAGGGUAUUUCUAUUCGGUUGUUCAAAUAAUUCUGUGCACAAAUCCCAAAAUGUUUUUUUAAGAGGGGCACAGAAAUAACUGAACAAUCUAAUAGAAAAGGGUAUGACUUGAAUAGAGCUGGAUCUAAGUCUAGGGCUGUGAGCUAGGGCUCUGGGCUAGGGCUCUGGCGAAGGGCUCUGGGCUAGAGCUAGAGCUAGAGCUAGAGCUAGAGCUAGAGCUAGAGCUAGAGCUAGAGCUAGAGCUAGAGCUGGAGCUGGAGCUAGAGCUAGAGAUAGAGAGAGCUAAGGAAUAUGGCAGGACUUUAACCGAAAAGCUAGGAUAUAGCUAGUGUUUAAAACAAUUAUGUUUAGCUUCAAAACAAAGCCUCAAAACGCCUGAUUUGUGGAUUGUGCAUGAUGAGAAUCCGAAUGAAUUCAUUAGAAGCUCUAUGCCUGGAAAAGUCAGAAGUUGGAGUUUGCGAUAGUUAUAAAACAAUGGUUGGAAAUGCUGUCAAUUGUAAUCCUGACCAAACUGAAUGUUGUUGUAAAGUAAGGUUUUACUAAUAUAAUAUAUUGUACCUACAUUUAAAUAUGUCAUUUUUGACAUUUUUAGGUAACAUUUGAGCCAUUUUUUCACAUUUUCUAAAUUUUUGAAAUUUAUGACGAAUUCUAUGAAAGUUAUCCUAUUUUUAUGACAAAAAUACGAAUCUAAUAUGCUAGUUAAUAUGAAUUUAGGGACCAGCAUGCGCCUACAAAUUCCUUGAGAUAUUCCACAACUAUGUACCCAGCCCAGAUAAAACAUCAAACAGCUCCAACAGGUUAUUCACGUCACUUUCAACCUUAUUUUUGACCAUAUUCGCUAUUGUUAACCUAAUAUUUAAAUAA